CAGGAUCCAGCAGUUACACAGGCCAGUGAAGAAUGCGAGACCUAACAGCUCAGGUAACGAGCAGUCUGCUGCAGUUUCCAGAGGUGACUGUUGAGGCACUUAAGGAAGCUGAGACCACCCUAGACUCUGUACUGUGUGGGAAGUUUUCUGGAGGGAGAAGUGGCCUGGCGUGGCUGGCGUGUGGUCCUCAGCUGGAGGUGGUGAACUCUGUGACAGGAGAGCGGCUCUCUGCGUAUCGUUUCAGCGGAGUCAAUGAGCAGCCUCCCACCGUUCGCGUGGUAAAGGAGUUUUCGUGGCAGAAGAGAAGUGGACUCCUGGUUGGGUUGGAAGAAGCCGAGGGAAGUGUUCUCUGUCUGUACGACCUUGGGAUCUCCAGAGUGGUUAAAGCAGUUGUUCUUCCAGGCAGGGUAACUGCAAUAGAACCCAUAAGCAAUGAUGGAGGAGCCAGUGUGAGCACUCGGCACCUACAUCAGAGCCUGCGAUGGCUUUUUGGAGUGGCAGCAGUGGCUACAGAUGUUGGUCGUGUACUUCUGGUUGACCUUCGUUUGGAUGAUUUAUCUUGCAGUCAGAAUGAAGUAGAAGCAUCAGAUCUAGAAGUUGUCAUUAGAAUUCCUGCUGAAGUUCCACAAAGAAGAGAAGCUGUGACCAGAGCAGGGAGGCAUCUCUGUUUUCAAUUACGAAGUCCUUCAGGAACAGCAGUGUCAACCCUGAGCUACAUAAGCAGAAGCAAUCAGCUCGUUGUGGGUUUUUCCGAUGGCUACCUGUCACUGGGAAAUAUGGGAACUUUGAAGAGGGCGCACUACACUAGGCUUGGAGGAGGAAGGAUUCCUGUCUGUGCUCUUGCUUUUCAAGAGCCUGAGAGUGAUCUUCGCAAUUGUUGCUACUUGUGGGCUGUUCAGUCUACACAACAAAGUGAAGGGAAUGCUCUGAGUUUACAUCUGUUGCAGUUAGCAUUUGGUGGCAGAAAAUGCCUGGAAUCUGGACAAGUCAUGUAUGAGGAUUUUAAAUACUGCGUUAAACUGUACAGUUUAGAUCUCACUGAUGGGAUCUUUCCCUUGGGAGGUCAGACCAGCAAUACUAAAUUCCUCAGCUUUCAGACCAUAGAAAAAUUUUGCAACCAUGUUGACAGAGAGGACAGUGUUAGUGAAGGAGUCUCUCCUGACACCAGUGUAUCAAUCUUGAGUUGGCAAGUGAAAACACACGGUCAUGAAAAACCAUCUGUUUAUUUGGGUGUAUUUGACAUCAAUCGCUGGUAUCAUGCUCAAAUGCCAGACUCACUGAGGCCAGAAGAAUUCCUUCAUGAUUGCCCCUACUUUGCAUUGUGGUCACUGGAUACUGUAAUAAGCCUGACUUCUCCAAACCUCAUUUUGGAUAUUCUGGUACACGAGCGGAGUUUAAGUCGGGGAGUUCCUCCUUCUUAUCCACCACCUGAGCAGUUUUUUAAUCCAAGCACCUAUAACUUUGAUGUUACGUGCUUGCUGAACUCAGGAGUCGUUCACGUGACUUGCACCAGCUCCCAGAAAGAGAAGCCAAAGUUUUUGAAGAAAUCUGAUUCCUUAAUAAGUGAAGCCAUUCAUGACAGCUACACCAGGUGUCUUGUAGGUGACUUGCUGACUCCAGGGCUGGUUGAUGUCCAGCCAUCAAGUUUGAGUCAGGAGGAGCAGUUGGAAGCAGUAUUGUCAGCUGCUGUCCAGACAGGUUCUUCAGAACUUCUGACUGGAUGUAUUAAACACUGGACUUCUGAAGAGCAGCCAAGUUCUACUGUUAAUUUAUGGUUUGUUCUCGAGUGGACAUGGAACAAAGUAGUCUGUACAAAAGAUGAACUGGACCAAAUAUGUGUUCCGCUGUUUGACGGCUCCUGCAACUUCAUUGACCCACAGACCUUACAGUCCCUUCAGCACUGCCAGUUGCUUUUGAGCAGCCUUAGCACAGUCUUAAACUGUUUUCUGACAGAAGCACGAGAGCUUACUGAGAAAGGCUUUAUCAUCUCAUGUCUUUUUUCGGGUUUUACAGACUUGACAAAUAAGCAACUGGUAACUAACCUCCUUUCUUUGUAUGCACAAGUGGUCAUCUGGUUCUGUCGGUCCAGUCUCCCUUCUGAGGAUCUAGAUGACCACAUGCAUUUGUCUAGACCUUUCUACAACUAUCCUUUGAUUCAGAGCUACUAUACUGGUCACCGACAGAAACUCGAGCGUUUAUCAAGAGGCAAAUGGGAUUCUGACUGCUUGAUGAUUGAUGGAAUGGUUUCCCAGUUAGGAGACCAAGUUGAGAAGUUGUGGCAGAGAGAUGAAGGAGGAACUGGGAAAUACCCACCUGCUAGUUUACAUGCACUGCUGGAUCUCUAUUUGCUGGAAAACGUUGAAGAAAGCGACAAACAUGCAAUUACAAUUUAUUUGCUGUUGGAUAUCAUGCAUACCUCUCCGGAUAAAACAGAAAGUGUAAUUGACUCUUUUCUAACUGCCUUUGCUAUCCCUUGGGGUCUCGUUAAGCUUAUUCAAGGGUUUUGGCUUCUAGAUCACAAUGAUUAUGAAAAUUCUCUGGCCCUGCUCUUUCAUCCAGCUACAAUCAAAACUGUGCCGUGGCAGCACACGAGAAUUAUUCAGUCCCUCAUGUGCCAAGGAGAGCACAGGCGAGCCCUCAGGUACAUGCAGAUGAUGAAGCCAUCCAUGUCAAGCAGCAGUGAAGUGCGGCUUUUCCUCACUGUGUUGUUGUCCAAUAGGUGCAUGGUGGAGGCUUGGGGUCUGUUGCAGCAACACACCACUAAGUUAAACGUCGAAGAGCUGUUAAAGCACAUGUAUGAAAUCUGUCAGGAGAUGGGGCUAAUGGAAGAUUUACUGAAGCUGCCGUUCACAGACACUGAAAAAGAGUGUCUGGAGAAGUUUUUGCAGACCAAUGCUGGUGUUCAGAAUCACGAAUUCCUUUUAGUCCACCAUCUGCAGCGUGCCAACUAUAUCCCUGCACUGCAGCUGAAUCAGACAAUGAAGGUUAAUCUCCUGAAUGAUCGUGAUCCUCACUUGAGAGAGAGAGCAGUUGCCAGAAAUUCUCUGUUAGACCAAUAUAGCAAGGUCCUGCCUACCGUUCAAAGGAAGCUGGCUGUAGAGAGAGCCAAGCCUUACCGUUUGCCUUCAUCAGUCUUAAGAGAAGUCCCAAGGCCAAAGGCAUUAUCAGCAGUAACACGACAGGCUAAUGCAGGAAAUGUGCAUACACGAGCAACUUUCAUCAGUAAAGUAUUGUCCAAAUUUAGAGAAGUAUGGUUGGGAAAUGAGCAGAAAACAAGUAUCUCACAAUAUUACAGGUAA
Molecule: messenger RNA, 3299 nt
Organism: Myiozetetes cayanensis
Lineage: Eukaryota; Metazoa; Chordata; Aves; Passeriformes; Tyrannidae
Product: protein ELYS-like
Exons: 25
Coding region: 33-3299 (1088 amino acids)
Source: RefSeq, a predicted model, not a curated record